Molecule: messenger RNA, 4465 nt
Organism: Neopsephotus bourkii (Bourke's parrot)
Lineage: Eukaryota; Metazoa; Chordata; Aves; Psittaciformes; Psittacidae
Gene: POLR3A
Product: RNA polymerase III subunit A
Exons: 32
Coding region: 108-4316 (1402 amino acids)
Biological process (GO): DNA-templated transcription
Molecular function (GO): DNA binding; DNA-directed RNA polymerase activity
Source: RefSeq, a predicted model, not a curated record
CGACACUCUGUGCUGCCGGGCGGGCCGCCUUUGCGCCGCCGCGUGUUGCCCCGCCGGAGGGUGAGAGUCGGGGUACGCGGCCGCGCAGCCCCUUGUCCAUCGCCACCAUGGUGAAGGAGCAGUUCCGGGAGACCGAUGUGGCCAAGAAGAUAAGCCACAUCUGUUUUGGCAUGAAAUCUCCAGAAGAGAUGCGUCAGCAAGCUCACAUACAAGUUGUUAGCAAAAACCUGUAUAGUCAGGACAACCACCACUCUCCACUGCAGUAUGGAGUACUUGACCAUCGCAUGGGAACUAGUGAAAAAGACCGUCCCUGUGAAACCUGUGGAAAAAAUCUAGCUGAUUGUUUAGGUCAUUAUGGGUAUAUUGACUUGGAACUACCAUGUUUUCAUGUUGGAUACUUCAAAGCUGUGAUAGGCAUCUUACAGAUGAUUUGCAAAACCUGUUGCCGUAUCAUGCUGUCAGUGGAAGAAAAGAAACAGUUUUUGGAUUACCUCAAGCGACCUGGCCUUACAUAUCUUCAGAAGAGAGGACUAAAAAAGAAAGUGUCUGAAAAGUGCCGGAAGAAGAACACUUGUCCUUAUUGUGGUGCCUUUAAUGGAACUGUGAAGAAGUGUGGUUUGUUGAAAAUAAUACAUGAAAAGUACAAGACCAAUAAGAAAGUUGUAGAUCCAGUCCUGUCUACUUUUCUACAGUCCUUUGAAACUGCCAUAGAACAUAACAAAGAAGUAGAACCCUUAUUGGGAAGAGCUCAGGAAAACUUGAACCCUUUAGUAGUGUUGAACCUCUUUAAAAGAAUCCCAGCAGAAGACAUCCCUCUGCUUCUAAUGAACCCAGAAGCUGGUAAACCUUCAGAUUUGAUACUCACAAGACUCCUAGUGCCUCCGCUGUGUAUCAGACCCUCUGUUGUGAGUGACUUGAAGUCUGGCACCAAUGAAGAUGACUUGACAAUGAAACUGACAGAGAUAAUUUUUCUCAAUGAUGUAAUAAAAAAGCAUAGGAUAUCAGGAGCCAAAACGCAGAUGAUUAUGGAAGACUGGGAUUUUCUUCAACUACAGUGUGCCCUGUACAUUAAUAGUGAGCUCUCAGGAAUUCCUCUUAACAUGGCACCUAAAAAAUGGACCAGAGGUUUUGUUCAGAGACUUAAGGGAAAGCAAGGUCGGUUUAGAGGCAAUCUGUCUGGAAAGCGAGUAGAUUUCUCUGGCAGAACAGUCAUUUCACCUGAUCCUAACUUAAGAAUAGAUGAAGUAGCCGUGCCUAUUCAUGUUGCUAAAAUACUAACCUUUCCUGAAAAGGUGAACAAAGCAAAUAUUAAUUUUAUGAGGAAACUUGUCUGUAAUGGUCCUGAUGUUCAUCCCGGAGCCAACUUUAUACAGCAGAGGCACACACAGAUGAAAAGAUUUUUGAAAUAUGGAAAUCGAGCAAAGAUGGCCCAGGAACUGAAGUUUGGUGACAUUGUGGAGCGACAUCUUAUAGAUGGUGACAUAGUUUUGUUCAACCGGCAGCCCUCUCUUCAUAAGCUGAGCAUCAUGGCUCACAUUGCUAGAGUAAAACCUCAUAGGACAUUCAGAUUUAAUGAAUGUGUCUGUACACCAUAUAAUGCAGACUUUGAUGGAGAUGAGAUGAACCUUCAUCUUCCUCAGACAGAAGAAGCAAAAGCAGAAGCACUUGUUUUAAUGGGGACUAAAGCAAACUUGGUAACACCAAGAAAUGGAGAACCUCUUAUUGCUGCUAUUCAAGAUUUCCUCACAGGUGCGUAUCUUCUUACUUUAAAAGAUACUUUUUUUGAUCGAGCCAAAGCCUGCCAAAUUAUUGCUUCUAUCCUGGUUGGCAAGGAUGAAAAGAUUAAAGUUCGUCUUCCACCUCCAGCAAUUCUGAAGCCUGUAACACUCUGGACAGGAAAACAGGUGUUCAGCCUCAUUCUCAAGCCCAGUGAUGAUUGUCCUGUAAAAGCCAACCUACGAACCAAGGGCAAACAGUAUUGUGGCAGAGGGGAGGACCUGUGUUACAAUGAUUCUUAUGUCACAAUUCAGAACAGUGAGUUAAUGAGUGGUAGUAUGGACAAAGGAACCUUGGGUUCAGGAUCCAAGAACAACAUCUUCUACAUCUUGCUGAGAGACUGGGGUCAGGUAGAAGCUGCAGAUGCCAUGUCACGACUAGCCAGGCUUGCUCCUGUCUAUCUUUCUAAUCGUGGCUUUUCAAUUGGAAUUGGUGAUGUAACCCCUGGGCAGGGCCUGCUAAAAGCUAAGUAUGAGCUCCUGAAUGCUGGUUAUAAGAAAUGUGAUGAGUAUAUUGAAGCUCUGAACACUGGCAAGCUACAGCAGCAGCCUGGUUGUACUGCAGAAGAGACACUAGAGGCCUUAAUCCUCAAAGAACUGUCUGUUAUCAGAGAUCAUGCUGGCAGUGCCUGUCUCAGAGAACUGGACAAGAGCAACAGUCCCCUUAUAAUGGCACUGUGUGGUUCUAAAGGCUCCUUCAUUAAUAUAUCCCAGAUGAUUGCUUGUGUAGGUCAGCAGGCUAUCAGUGGAUCCCGAGUUCCUGAUGGAUUUGAGAACAGAUCCUUGCCUCACUUUGAGAAGCAUUCCAAGCUUCCAGCAGCAAAAGGCUUUGUUGCUAAUAGCUUCUAUUCUGGAUUGACCCCCACUGAAUUUUUUUUCCAUACAAUGGCUGGUCGAGAAGGUCUGGUUGACACAGCUGUAAAAACAGCCGAAACUGGAUAUAUGCAGAGGCGGCUGGUAAAAUCCCUUGAAGAUCUUUGCUCACAGUAUGAUUUGACAGUCAGAAGUUCUACUGGUGACAUUAUACAGUUUAUUUAUGGAGGAGAUGGCUUGGAUCCUGCAGCCAUGGAAGGGAAGGAUGAACCGCUAGAAUUCAAGCGAGUUCUAGACAAUAUCAGGGCUGUAUAUCCAUGCCAUAGUGAACCAGCCCUUAGUAAAAAUGCAUUGGUGUUAACAGCUGAGGCCAUCAUGAAGAAGAAUGAAUUUCUUUGCUGCCGAGACAGUUUUCUGCAGACAUUAACUGAGACAGGUUAUGAAAAAUAUAAUGAGGAAAUCAAAAAAUUCAUCAAAGGUGUUUCUGAGAAGAUAAAAAAGACUAGGGACAAGUAUGGCAUUAAUGACAAUGGCACAACAGAGCCAAGAGUUUUAUAUCAGUUGGAUAGGAUUACUCCAACACAAGUAGAGAAGUUUCUGGAGACUUGUAGGGACAAAUACAUGAGGGCACAGAUGGAGCCUGGUUCUGCAGUAGGAGCUCUUUGUGCACAGAGCAUUGGUGAGCCUGGCACACAGAUGACUCUGAAGACUUUCCAUUUUGCUGGCGUGGCUUCAAUGAACAUUACUUUGGGUGUGCCAAGAAUCAAAGAAAUCAUUAAUGCUUCAAAAGCUAUUAGCACCCCUAUUAUAACAGCACAGUUGGACAAAUCUGAUGAUCCUGAUUUUGCCCGUCUAGUUAAAGGAAGAAUUGAGAAAACUUUAUUAGGAGAGAUUUCAGAAUAUAUUGAGGAAGUGUUUCUUCCAGAUGAUUGCUUCAUCCUUGUGAAGCUGUCUUUAGAGCGCAUUAGGCUACUGAGAUUAGAGGUGAAUGCAGAGACUGUGCGCUACUCUAUUUGCAUAUCUAAACUCAGAGUAAAGCCUGGGGAUGUUGCUGUCCAUGGAGAAGCAGUUGUAUGUGUGACCCCUCGUGAAAAUAGCAAGAGUUCAAUGUAUUACGUAUUGCAGUCCCUGAAGGAAGAACUACCAAAGGUUGUAGUGCAAGGCAUACCAGAGGUUUCCCGAGCUGUCAUUCAUAUUGAUGAACGAAGUGGAAAGGAAAAAUACAAACUUUUGGUUGAAGGUGAUAAUCUGCGAGCUGUUAUGGCUACACAUGGAGUGAAAGGAACAAAAACGUCCUCUAACAACACUUAUGAGGUAGAGAAGACACUAGGAAUUGAAGCUGCUCGGACAACCAUUAUCAAUGAGAUUCAGUAUACAAUGGUGAACCAUGGUAUGAGCAUUGACAGGAGACAUGUUAUGUUGCUGUCUGAUCUAAUGACUUACAAGGGUGAAGUGCUGGGUAUUACUAGGUUUGGGCUGGCAAAAAUGAAGGAAAGUGUGUUGAUGCUGGCUUCAUUUGAAAAGACUGCAGACCAUCUGUUUGAUGCUGCCUACUUUGGACAGAAGGAUUCUGUUUGUGGUGUUUCUGAGUGCAUCAUCAUGGGAAUUCCAAUGAAUAUUGGAACAGGACUUUUUAAGCUGUUGCACAAAGCGGACAAAGAAUCAACCCCUCCCAGGAGGCCCCUGAUAUUUGAUAAUAGUGAUUUUCAUAUUCCCAUUGUUACAUAGCAGUUGGACAUAAUAGAAGAUAGCAAAACAAGAAAUAGUCAGAAAACAUACAUUAAGAAAUGUGUAUUAUCAGUUCUGUGUGUCUCUAACUGUGAAUUGGUAAGUGAAACACUCUCAAAAGAACAGCACAGUUUACCACCUGUUAGUGG